AUGGCAAACCCUGAAGGCAAGUUCUCCCAAAACCAACCUUUGAAAACUCAAAAACUUUUCAUUGGAGCACAAAUUUUCUUUAGAAUUGUGGCAAUUGCAGCCUCGUUGGUCUCAUCAGGGCUUCUGAUCACCAACAAGCAAGCCAUUGACAUUGGAGGGUUGGUACUCGACGCAAGAUAUAGCUACUCUCCCGAAUUCAAGUUUCUUGCUUACGCAAAUAUUUUUGUCGCUGUCUUCUCUCUCCUGUCCAUACUGUUUCUUUUCCUUGUUGUUCGUCAAGGCUCCAAUCCCACCCACUAUUUCAUCUUGUUCCUUCUUGAUUUGGCACUGAUGUCUGUGGUCAUUGGUGGAUGUGCUGCUGCUACUGCAAUAGGUUUCUUGGGAAAAUACGGGAAUAGCCACACUGGGUGGAUGCAAAUCUGCGAUAACUUUGGCAAAUUCUGUAAUAGAGCAACAACUUCCGUGACUUUCUCUUACUUGUCCUUGGUUCAGAAAAUUGAAAAGUUGCAGUUCGAGUUGUCAGAAAUGGAGUGGGAUAAAAAGGGUUACAUGAUUGAAUCCGCAUUGGCCUCGUCAUGGCUUAUGAUGACCAACAAGCAAGUCAUUGACAUUGGAGGAUUUGUACUCGACGCAAAAUACAGCUACUCUCCAGAAUUCAAGUUUUUGGCUUAUGCAAGUAUUGUUGUUGGCGUCUUCUCUUUCCUGUCCAUAUUUUUUCUUGUCCUUGUUGGUCGUCAAGGCUCCAACCCUGCCCACUAUUUCACCUUGUUCCUUCUUGAUUUGGCACUGUUGUCUUUGGUCAUUGGUGGAAGUGCGGCUGCUACAGCAAUAGGUUUAUUGGGGAAGCAUGGGAAUACUCACAUUGGUUGGAUGCAAAUCUGUGAUCAGUUAGGCAAAUUCUGUGAUAGAGCAAAAACUUGUUUGACUCUCUCUUACUUGACCAUGAUUUGCUUGUUGGUUCUUACCAUCACAUCUGCAAACAAAUCUAGACAGAUUCAAGUUUAG
Messenger RNA from Dovyalis caffra, 1005 nucleotides. NCBI's taxonomy places the organism in Eukaryota, Viridiplantae, Streptophyta, Magnoliopsida, Malpighiales, Salicaceae. The record is from the annotation of a GenBank genome assembly.